Messenger RNA from Talaromyces marneffei, 1362 nucleotides. RefSeq lists its product as uncharacterized. Gene Ontology annotation, biological process: maturation of LSU-rRNA from tricistronic rRNA transcript (SSU-rRNA, 5.8S rRNA, LSU-rRNA). Gene Ontology annotation, molecular function: RNA binding. Gene Ontology annotation, cellular component: nucleolus. NCBI's taxonomy places the organism in Eukaryota, Fungi, Ascomycota, Eurotiomycetes, Eurotiales, Trichocomaceae. Bases 1 to 1362 code for a protein of 453 amino acids. The record is from RefSeq and is a predicted model, not a curated record. The transcript has 3 exons.
AUGGCUCCAGAAAAGAAGGACAAGAAGCGCAAGGCUACCUCCACCGCCGCUGUCGCUACUCCAGACCUUCCCAACAAGAAAUCGAAAAAGACUGCUGUAGCCGAAUCUACUCCCGCUUCCACUCCCAAGUCCAUUCUCAAGAAGAAGGGUGCCGAGGAAAAGACCAAUGGCGUUGCACAGUCAACUGUCCCAGAAACCGCCGAUGCACCAGCCCGAAAAAUCAAGCCCCGCAAGCGUGCCAGCGACUUUUUGAGCGACGAUGAAGCCGAUAACCAAAGCGAGGAGGAGACAAAGUCGACGAAGAAGGUAGAGAAGAAGGAGAAGGAUGCGAAAAAGACAGCCCCAGCCAAAAAGACGAAGAAGGUUGAGGUCGUUGAAGAGGAGUCUGAGGCAGAGGGUAGUGAAGGCCAGGAAUCCGAAAAUGACGAGAUUGACGACCAGACUGCGGAAUUGAUCAAGGGCUUCGAGAGCAGUGGAGACGAAGAUGCCUCUGAAGACGAAGGCUUCGAAGCUGGCAAAGCUGUACCUCGAAUUCCAGACUCGAAAAAGGCCAAGCGCAAGAUUCAGAAGAAACUGAAGGAAAAUGAUCAGCCCGAUGAACCUGGAACUGUAUACGUUGGACGCAUCCCCCACGGUUUCUAUGAACAUCAAAUGAGAGCCUACUUCUCACAAUUCGGUGAGAUAACUCGUCUCCGCCUAUCCCGCAACCGCGUCACAGGCCGCUCCAAACACUACGCCUUUAUCGAGUUCGCCUCUUCCGUCGUCGCCAGAAUCGUCGCAGAAACCAUGAACAAUUACCUCAUGUACGGCCAUAUCCUGAAAUGCAAAUAUGUGCCCCAGGAACAGCAACACCCGGAAUUGUGGAAAGGCGCAAACCGUCGAUACAAGCGUGUCCCCUGGAACAGAAUUGAGAAGCAGCGUCUGGAGCGUGGAAAGACUCGCGACAAGUGGGCAAAGAGUAUUGAGCAGGAGGAGAAGAGACGCUUGGCUAAGGCUGAGAAGUUCAAGAAGUUGGGGUAUGAGUUUGAGAUGCCGCAGUUGAAGGCUAUUGAUUCAGUGCCUGUGCAGGAGAAGUUGCCUGCGCCGGAGGCCGCUGCUGAAACUGCAAUUGAAGAGGCUGCGCCUGUGGAGGAUGCUGUUGCCGUUGUGGAGGAGAGUGCACCUGCAGCUGCUGCUGCAGCUGAGGAGAAAACGCCCAAGAAGAAAUCCAAAACUGCCAAAAAAGGCAAGGAACUGGUAGAACCCGAGGUUGAGACUGCUACCCCAGUCAAACAGGUAGAGGCUACUACUGCUACGCCAGAGACCUCAUCAGCCAAGAAGAGCAAGGCGAAGAAGGGAAAGAAGUCUGCCGGCAAGGCUUGA